Talpa occidentalis (Iberian mole) is the source of this 2571-nucleotide messenger RNA. RefSeq names its product KIAA0930 ortholog. Lineage: Eukaryota; Metazoa; Chordata; Mammalia; Eulipotyphla; Talpidae. The transcript is spliced from 10 exons. The coding region runs from base 26 to 1252 and encodes 408 amino acids. The record is from RefSeq and is a predicted model, not a curated record.
GGCCGAGGAGCGCUCGCUGCACCGCAUGCUGCGCGCCAUCGCGGAGGAGCGCGGCCGCCUCAGCCUGCGCCGCGAGGUCUGCGGCCUCGGGUGCUUCAAGGAUGACCGCAUCGUGUUCUGGACCUGGAUGUUCUCCACCUACUUCAUGGAGAAGUGGGCGCCGCGCCAGGACGACAUGCUCUUCUACGUGCGCAGGAAGCUGGCGUUCGCGGGCAGCGAGGGCGGCAGUGACGGGCGGCAGCCGCCGGAGCCCGCGCCCGCGCCCGCCGUGGAGGUGGAGGUGUACCGGCGCGACUCCAGGAAGCUGCCCGGCCUGGGGGACCCCGACAUCGACUGGGAGGAGAGCGUCUGCCUGAACCUCGUCCUGCAGAAGCUGGACUACGUGGUGACCUGCGCCGUGUGCACGCGCGCGCCCGACGGCGGCGACAUCCACGUCCACAGGCGGCGCUCCCAGCAAGUGUUUGCGUCUCCCAGUAAACACCCCAUGGACAGCAAAGGGGAGGAGUCCAGGAUCAGCUACCCCAACAUCUUCUUCAUGAUCGACAGCUUCGAGGAGGUGUUCAGCGACAUGACGGUGGGCGAGGGGGAGAUGGUGUGCGUGGAGCUGGUGGCCAGCGACAAAACCAACACCUUCCAGGGCGUCAUCUUCCAGGGCUCCAUCCGCUACGAGGCGCUCAAGAAGGUGUAUGACAACCGGGUGAGCGUGGCGGCCCGCAUGGCGCAGAAGAUGUCCUUUGGCUUCUACAAGUACAGCAACAUGGAGUUCGUGCGCAUGAAGGGGCCGCAGGGCAAAGGGCACGCCGAGAUGGCCGUGAGCCGCGUGUCCACGGGCGACACCUCCCCCUGCGGGACAGAGGACUCCAGCCCGGCCUCGCCCAUGCACGAGCGGGUGACCUCCUUCAGCACGCCCCCCACCCCCGAGAGGAACAACCGGCCCGCCUUCUUCUCCCCGUCCCUCAAGAGGAAGGUGCCCCGGAACCGGAUCGCGGAGAUGAAGAAGUCGCACUCGGCCAACGACAGCGAGGAGUUCUUCCGCGAGGACGACGGCGGAGCCGAGCUGCACAACGCCUCCAACCUGCGGUCGCGGUCGCUGUCCGGCACCGGGCGCUCCCUGGUCGGGUCCUGGCUGAAGCUGAGCAGAGCCGGCGGGAACUUCCUCCUCUAUGCACACCUGACCUACGUCACUCUGCCGCUGCACCGGAUUUUGACAGACAUCCUGGAGGUGCGGCAGAAGCCUAUCCUGAUGACCUAGCGUGCGCGGAGCCCGCCUGCGGCCCUGGGAGCGCUGCCAAGUGCCUACCCGCCCACCGCACCGGUCUCCUGUGACGCCCAGCGCAGCCGGAGCCGGGCCGCCGCACGGGCAGGGCCGCCGCCAACACCAGCCCAAACUGAAGUGCCUCUUCGCCCGGCUCUGCGCCCGCCCGCGCCCGCCACCACCGCCCCCGGCUCGGGUCAGGAGGCCGGGGAGGGAGCAGGGGAGCAGCUCUCUCCAGGAUGUGCCAGCCCUCCUGACCCCGGCGUCCACGCCGACAAGACCGCAGCGGGAGCCGCGGCGGGGCCCGCAGCGUCCGGCAGACAGGCCGCUGCUCUCGCCGGCCCCCAGGAGCUCCAUGUCCCACGUCGCCCCGACGCGCCCUCGAGUUAACCAUUGGUUGGAAACGGGUUCCCGGGGGUUGGGAACCCCCAGCUGUUGGAUGCUUUGCCCUGGGCUGGGAAUACCUCACCCCACCCCAGGGUCCCGGAGGCCCCGCUCCCGCCAGAAUGGCCUUUGCUUCCAGCCAAAGAGCGCCGCCAGCCCCUCCCGCUCUGCCCGCUCGCGCCGCCACGGGGACUGCACGCCUGGGGCCUGGGGCGGGCGGGCGCGGGAGCCGCGCGGGAGGAGCAGGGAGUCCCUCCCGAGGCGGGAGUCUAGGCAGACCCUGGCCUCCGGGGGCCGGGCCGGGAGUGCGGACCCUCCUGUGCGGUUGCCCGGCUUUCUCCCUCUGCCUGGGCGCCGGUGCUUCCGAGGCCACCCCGAGGCCAGGAGGGACCGGCCUCCACCGCCAGCCAGCGGGCCGGUGUGCGUGGCUGUCCCGCGGCCUCGCUCUGCAUGAAGGGUCCCCCCUGAGCCGGGGCUCCCAGCCCCCCGGGAGUGCUCUCUGCUGCUGUGUUGUUUUGCUUGACGUCCCCAAGAAUGUGUGAGGGGCUCCCGCUGUGGGCGUAGCGGUCCUGUGUGGGGAGAGGGGAGGAGGAGGGGCUUGGUCUCCGUGUUUUUAUUCUGUGCGCCCCAAGGGUUGGCACGGGGCUCCGGAACAGGGGACUCCUUUGGGGCUUUCUCCAGAUUUUGUACGCUGUUAUUAAAAGCAAGCUAUUGCAUUUCAUUCUGCCUCGGUUUGCCCACCUGUGCGAUGGGGCUGACACCACCUACCUCACUGACGUCUCCAGGGUUCCAGCACAAGAUCGCGGGGCAGGGUGAGGCCGCUCAGCCUGGCCAGGCGGGUGUCAGGCUUCUGGGAGCCCCACCCCAUCCCCCUGUCCAGGAGCACAAGGCUCCGCCGAGUCACCCUCCCUGCUGAGUCUCGGGCUGCAGCG